Molecule: messenger RNA, 8996 nt
Organism: Electrophorus electricus (electric eel)
Lineage: Eukaryota; Metazoa; Chordata; Actinopteri; Gymnotiformes; Gymnotidae
Source: RefSeq, a predicted model, not a curated record
GCUUGUUCAUUUGAAGAGGAAAUGUGUGUAUCUUAGUGUUUGAAAUGAGCCAGGCAGUACACGUGGCGGAGUUUGAUGCCCUAGUUGGACGACAGUCUUUAUAAGAAGUGCCACCGAAGUAUUUCUGACCUUUAGCUUCAGGGUGCCAGAUACACCCUAGGAAGUGAUCUGUGAGAACCGCAUGGACCUCCUGGCCGUAUUACCCACCGCGAGCUGACCUUUUACCCAGAUGGCACAGGCAUAGUUACAGGGAGGAGAAGUCAGGAUUUCUCUUGGAGCUACCGUGGAAAUAACUGCAAGAACGUGGUUUAGCUGCUCAUUUCACCAUCAUCAAAGCGCAGAAGACGGUCGGGAGCAUUCCUCGGUCUCCAGUUAAUCUAUCCGCUGUAGGAUACAGAGAUCUCGGCUGUUAUUUGUGUUGAUAAAACAGUCUUUACGUGCAGAACCCAAGAUGUCAGAGUUCAGUAGCCAGCCGCUUUAAGACUGAAAUCCAUUCAGAUGGGCAAUGUUCUGUGCCAGUUGGCUGUGAGACCUCUUCUGCUUCAUCAGACAGCAUGGAAAAGCCUCCACCGGUGAACCACACUCUCUCAGAGCCCAUGGAGCAGACAUCCCCGGAAUCUCUGUGCCAUUCCUCUGUUACCAUGGGUACUGCCGAAGCUUCCAGACCCAGGUUUAGAAAGCCUGAGGAAAUCAGAGAGAAGCUUAAGUUUAUCUUGGGUGCAUCAGAAGACAACUCAUCUGAUGACGAACCCCCAGUCACGGGCCAAGCUCCCAAACCCACAAAUACCUCCCAAGUCACGGAACCACUGGAUAUGACACCCUCUACUUCAGAGGAGACAGUGACUCGCCGCCCUCCUACCCUGUCUACGAGCAUGAGGCCUAGCAUGUCCGGACCCUACCUGGUGAGGAAAGGUCGUGAGCAGAGGAGGAUGGAUGUGCCCAGAGACUUCACUGUGGCCUCUCCAGCUGAGUUUGUCAAACGAUUUGGAGGAACCCGCGUCAUAGAUAAGGUGCUGAUUGCCAACAAUGGCAUUGCGGCAGUUAAGUGCAUGCGUUCCAUCCGCCGCUGGUCCUAUGAGAUGUUCCGCAACGAAAGGACCAUUCGCUUCGUUGUCAUGGUAACGCCUGAGGACCUAAAGGCCAACGCAGAAUACAUUAAAAUGGCGGACCACUAUGUGCCUGUCCCCGGAGGACCCAACAACAACAACUACGCCAACGUUGAGAUGAUCGUGGACAUCGCAAAGAGAAUCCCAGUGCAGGCAGUGUGGGCUGGCUGGGGCCACGCCUCAGAAAAUCCCAAGCUUCCAGAGCUGCUCCAUAAAGCUGGGAUCUCCUUCCUAGGACCCUCCAGCAAAGCCAUGUGGGCUCUGGGAGAUAAGGUGGCAUCCUCUAUUGUAGCUCAGACCGCGGGCAUCCCCACUCUACCCUGGACUGGCUCUGGGUUGAAGGUAUCAUGGGGGGAGGAGGAGAAGAAGCUCGGCCAUGUGAUCAGCGUUCCGCCAGAGCUCUACGCCCAGGGCUGCGUGAGGGAUGUGGACGAAGGCAUGGCUGGGGCAGAGCAGAUCGGCUACCCUGUGGUGAUCAAGACGUCGGAGGGCGGUGGAGGGAAGGGUAUCAGGAAGGUGGACUGUGCUGAAGACUUCCCCGGUUUCUUCAGACAGGUCCAAGUGGAGGUCCCUGGCUCGCCCAUCUUCGUUAUGCAGCUGGCACAGCACGCCCGUCACCAGGAGGUGCAGAUCCUGGCGGACCACUAUGGCAACGCUGUCUCACUGUUCGGCCGCGACUGCUCCAUCCAGCGGCGCCACCAGAAGAUCAUCGAGGAAGCUCCUGCCACCAUCGCCCCGCCUUCCACCUUCGAGCAGAUGGAGAGGUUCGCAGUGCGCAUGGCUAAGAUGGUAGGCUAUGUGAGUGCGGGGACUGUAGAAUACCUGUUCUCCGAGGAUGGCAGUUUCCACUUCCUGGAGCUGAACCCCAGGCUUCAGGUGGAGCACCCCUGCACCGAGAUGAUCGCUGACGUCAACCUGCCCGCUGCCCAGCUCCAGAUAGCGAUGGGGAUCCCUCUGUACAGGAUCAAAGACAUACGUGUGCUGUAUGGGGAGACGCCAUGGGGAGACGCGCCGAUUAAUUUUGAGUCUCCUGAGUGCAUCCCUUGCCCUCGUGGACAUGUCAUUGCUGCACGCAUCACCAGUGAGAACCCAGACGAGGGCUUUAAGCCAAGCUCAGGCACCGUGCAAGAGCUGAAUUUUCGCAGCAGUAAGAAUGUGUGGGGCUACUUCAGUGUAGGGGCGGCAGGAGGCCUGCACGAGUUCACAGACUCCCAGUUCGGACACUGCUUCUCCUGGGGCGAGAACCGCGAGGAGGCCAUCUCUAACAUGGUGGUUGCCAUGAAGGAGUUGUCCAUCCGGGGAGAUUUCAGGACCACGGUCGAGUACCUCAUUAAAUUGCUGGAGACAGAGAGCUUCAGGAACAACGAGAUUGACACGGGCUGGCUGGACCAUCUGAUCGCCGAGAAGGUUCAGGCUGAGCGACCAGACACCAUGCUGGGGGUGGUGUGCGGAGCGCUUCAUGUAGCCGAUUCCAGUUUCAGGAAAAGCAUGUCCGACUUCCUGCACUCUCUAGAGAGGGGGCAGGUGCUGCCUGCAGCCAGCCUGGUUAACACAGUGGAGGUGGAUCUGAUCUACGAGGGGGUCAAAUACUGUCUCAAGGUGGCCCGUCAAUCCCCCACUACCUACGUGAUCAUCAUGAACGGUUCCGACAUCGAGAUUGACGUCCACAGGCUUAGUGAUGGCGGCCUGCUCCUCUCUUACAGUGGCAGCAGUUACACCACCUACAUGAAGGAGGAAGUAGAGAGUUACCGAGUCAUCGUGGGCAACAAGACGUGUGUGUUCGACAAAGAGCGAGACCCUACUGUUCUCAGGUCGCCCUCUGCUGGCAAGCUGGUGCAGUACCUGGUGGAGGAUGGGGGUCAUGUGAUGUCAGGGCAUCCAUAUGCUGAGAUAGAGGUGAUGAAGAUGGUGAUGACCCUGACGGUGCAGGAAUCGGGCUGCAUUCACUUCGUAAAAAGACCUGGAGCAGUGCUAGAGCCCGGCUGUGUGGUGGCUCACGUGAACCUGGAUAACCCUGGCACCAUUCACCCUGUGCAGCUGAACACCGAGUCCUUACCUGCUCAGGAACCCCUCCCCAUGGUGGGGGAGAAGCUGCACCAGGUGUUCCACAGUGUCCAGGAGAACCUGGCCAAGGUCAUGGAUGGCUACUGCCUUGGUGAUCCCUACUUCAGUGACAGGCUGUAUAAGUGGGUGGGCACCCUGAUGCACACGCUGCGUGACCCCUCCCUCCCCCUACUGGAGCUCCAGGAGAUCAUGACCAGUGUGGCGGGCCGCAUCCCUGUUACCGUGGAGAAGGCCAUCCGGAAGGUUAUGGCCCAAUACGCUAGUAACAUCACCUCUGUACUCUGUCAGUUCCCUAGUCAGAGGAUCGCAAACAUCCUAGACAGCCACGCGGCCACGCUCCAGAGGAAGGCAGACCGCGAGGUUUUCUUCAUGAACACGCAGAGCAUUGUACAGCUGGUCCAGAGGUAUCGCAGUGGUAUUCGAGGCUAUAUGAAGUCUGUAGUGUUGGAUCUGUUACGACGAUACCUGCAGGUGGAGAAGCAGUUCCAACAAGCUACCUAUGAUAAAUGUGUGAUAAACCUGAGGGAACAGUACAAGCCAGACAUGACCCCCGUGCUAGAGUUUAUCUUCUCCCACGCGCAGGUCUCCAAAAAGAACGCACUUGCCACCAUGCUCAUAGACCAGCUAUGUGGGCGGGACCCAACACUGCCGGAUGAUGUGGUGGACAUACUGAAUGAAUUUACCCAGCUCAGUAAGAUGGAAAACUCCAAAGUUGCUCUGUGUGCCAGACAGGCACUGAUUGCAUCUCAUUUACCGUCAUAUGAGGUGAGACACAACCAGGUGGAGUCCAUCUUUCUGUCCGCAAUAGACAUGUAUGGCCACCAGUUCUGCCCCGAGAACUUGAAGAAACUCAUCCUGUCCGAGACCUCCAUCUUUGACGUUUUGCCCAGUUUCUUCUACCACAGUAACCGUGUGGUGUGCAUGGCUGCUGUGGAGGUAUAUGUGCGAAGAGCUUAUAUAGCAUACGACCUCAACAGUCUCCAACACCACCAACUGCAGGACGGCACAUGUGCCAUUCACUUCCAGUUCAUGCUACCCUCCUCCCACCCCAACAGAGGGAGCAGCCCAACGCUGAACAGGUUGUCCAUGCCAACGAGCGACUCUGGCGAGUUUGAGACGAAGCGGCAGGGGAGCGACCCCCUCUUCCUGGAGGGGUCGCUGUCUCCUCCUUGCCAACGGAUGGGAGCCAUGGUGGCCUUUCGGUGCUUCGACGACUUUAAGAGAUGUUUUGAUGAGGUGAUUUCCUGUUUUGCUGACCCACUGUAUGAGAGCCCGCUCUUCUCUGAGGUUGUCCCUUGCCUCUAUGAUGAGGAGAGUAGUAAGAACAUGAGGGAGAACCCCAUUCAUAUCAUCAACGUCUCAAUUAAGUCAGCGGACACUGAGGAUGACGAUGCACUGGUCUCAGCCUUUACGGACUUUGCUCAGUCUAAAAAAUCUCUGCUGUACGAGUAUGGAAUCAGGAGAAUCACAUUCCUGGUGGCACAAAAAAGGGAAUUUCCCAAGUACUUCACAUUCAGGGCCAGAGAUGAGUUCCAGGAAGAUCGGAUCUACCGGAACCUGGAGCCGGCGCUGGCCUUCCAGCUGGAGCUGAACCGCAUGCGUAACUUCGACCUGACCGCCGUGCCCUGCGCCAACCACAAGAUGCACCUGUACCUGGGCGCUGCCCGUGUCCGCCAGGGGGCAGAGGUCACUGACUACCGCUUCUUCAUCAGGGCCAUCAUCCGCCACUCUGACCUCAUCACCAAGGAGGCCUCGUUUGAGUACCUGCAGAACGAGGGCGAGCGUUUGCUGCUGGAGGCGAUGGAUGAGCUGGAGGUGGCGUUCAGUAACACACCCACACGCACCGACUGCAACCACAUCUUCCUCAACUUCGUCCCCACCGUCAUCAUGGAUCCCGUCAAGAUUGAGGAGUCCGUGCGCUCCAUGGUAAUGCGCUACGGCAGCCGCCUGUGGAAGCUGCGCGUGCUGCAGGCCGAGCUGAAGAUCAACAUCCGCCUGACCCCCACGGGCAGCACCAUCCCUAUCUGUCUGUUCCUCACCAACGAGAGCGGAUACUACCUGGACAUCAGCCUCUACCAGGAGGUGACGGACCCCACCUCAGGCCAGAUCAUGUUCCAGUCGUACACAGAGAAGCAUGGUCCUCUCCAUGGCAUGCUGAUCAACACGCCCUACGUCACCAAAGACCUGCUGCAAGCCAAACGCUUCCAGGCCCAGAGUCUGGGCACCACCUAUGUCUACGACUUCCCAGAGAUGUUUCGCCAGGCUCUAUUUAAGCUGUGGGGACCGGGGAACGUCUACCCUAAAGACGUGCUGCUGUGUAACGAGCUGGUGCUGGACCAUCAGGGCAGACUCGUCCAGAUGAACCGGCUGCCCGGAGACAACGAGGUGGGAAUGGUGGCAUUCCGGAUGAAGAUGAAGGCUCCGGAGUACCCCGAUGGGCGGGACGUGGUGGUGAUCUGCAACGACAUCACGCACCGGAUCGGCUCGUUCGGGCCACAGGAGGACCAGCUGUUCCUGCGGGCGUCGGAGCUGGCGCGGGCCGACGGGAUCCCACGCAUUUACAUCUCAGCCAAUAGCGGCGCUCGCAUCGGCCUGGCCGAGGAGCUCCGCCCCAUGUUCCAGGUGGCCUGGGUCGACCCCAACGACCCCUACAAGGGCUUUAAGUACCUGUACCUGACCCCUCAGGACUACACCCGCAUCAGCUCCACCAACACCGUGCACUGUCGCCAUGUGGAGGAGGGGGGCGAGUCCAGGUACAUCAUCACUGACAUCAUCGGUAAGGAGGAGGGGCUAGGAGUGGAGAACCUGAGGGGGUCAGGGACGAUCGCAGGGGAGUCGAGCCUGGCGUACGAGGAGAUUGUCACCAUCAGCAUGGUGACGUGUCGUGCUAUCGGCAUCGGCGCGUACCUGGUGCGUUUAGGACAGAGGGUGAUACAGGUGGAAAACUCCCACAUCAUCCUCACUGGAGCAGGGGCCCUCAACAAGGUCCUCGGGCGAGAGGUUUACACCUCCAACAACCAGCUGGGCGGAGUGCAGAUCAUGCACAACAACGGGGUCACGCACACCACCGUGCCUGAUGACUUCGAGGGUGUCUUCACUAUCCUGCAGUGGCUGUCCUACAUGCCCAAGAACAAUCGCAGUCCGGUGCCUGUGAUGCCCCCUACUGACCCGGUGGACAGAGAGAUAGAGUUCAUCCCCACCAAAGCGCCAUACGACCCCCGCUGGAUGCUAUGUGGACGACCCCACCCUAGUGUGAAGGGGGUGUGGCAGAGUGGCUUCUUUGACCACGGCACCUUCAUGGAGGUGAUGGCCACCUGGGCUCAGACCGUGGUGGUGGGCAGGGCCAGACUGGGCGGGAUUCCCCUUGGGGUCAUUGCUGUGGAAACCCGGACCGUGGAGGUUGCCAUCCCAGCAGAUCCAGCCAAUCUGGACUCUGAGGCAAGGCUGGUGCAGCAGGCUGGUCAGGUUUGGUUCCCGGACUCUGCGUAUAAAACCGCUCAGGCUAUUAAAGAUUUCAACAGAGAGGGGCUGCCCCUCAUGGUCUUCGCCAACUGGAGAGGCUUCUCAGGGGGCAUGAAAGACAUGUACGACCAGGUGCUGAAGUUCGGCGCCUACAUCGUGGAUGCUCUGCGUGAGUUCCGGCAGCCGGUGCUGGUCUACAUCCCGCCCCACGGCGAGCUUAGAGGAGGAUCAUGGGUAGUGAUUGACCCCACCAUCAACCCCCAGUACAUGGAGCUCUACGCUGAUGGAGAGAGCAGGGGUGGUGUAUUGGAGGCAGAGGGGACAGUGGAGAUUAAGUUCAGAAGGAAGGAUCUGCUGAAGACCAUGCACAGGAUUGACCCUGAGUGUGUUAGACUGGUGGAACAGCUCAGCUCUCCAGAGCUUUCCCCAAAGCAGCACAGUGAGAUGGAGGCCAAGCUCAAAGCCAGAGAGGACUACCUUUUGCCCAUCUACCACCAGGUGGCAGUGCAGUUUGUGGACCUGCACGACACGCCCGGUAGAAUGCAGGAGAAGGGUGUCAUCACGGACAUCCUGGACUGGAAGAGCGCCCGGUCGUUCUUCUACUGGCGUCUGCGGCGCCUCCUGCUGGAGGAGGUGGUGAAGGGCGAGAUCGUGCAGGCCAACCAGGACCUGGGCAGCGGGCAGCUCCAGUCCAUGCUCCGCCGCUGGUUCAUGGAGACCGAGGGCACCGUCAACGCCUACCUGUGGGACAAUAACAGAGCAGUGGUGGACUGGCUGGAGAGACAGCUGUGUCAGCAGGACGGCAUGCGCUCAGCAGUCAGAGAGAACAUCCAGUACCUGAAGAGGGACUAUGCCCUCAAACACAUACGCAGUCUGCUGGAGUCCAACCCAGAGGUGGCCAUGGACUGCAUCAUCCACAUGGCCGAGAACAUCACUCCGUCCCAGAGAGCCAAACUGUCCCACCUGCUGGCCACCAUGGACACCAUGGACCCGUCCUCCAGCCAUUGAGUUAGGACCACUGUAGCCGCUACCACUGCCACAGUGGGAACACCGCACACAGUAAAUAUCAGGCCAGUGUUGGGCAUUCACUACCCUGGCUAGAACCGGGUAAGCAAAUAAAACUUCUACCAAUGGAAAAGGACGUUCUUUUUGUUUUUCUCAGGAUCAAAGCAAGUGUCGGUCACGCACACAAAAACACGCGCACACAAACACAGAUGGCUAGACCCUCCAGUGCAUUUCAAUCACUUCAGAGUCCAGAUAUUGGGCAUUUUACCUGUCAAAGUUUUUUGGUUUUUUGUUGCUUUAUAACAUGACAUUGCAAAAUGGGUUUUCCACCAACACCGAGAUGCAUCAUUGAAUGUUUGUACUUAAAAUGUUAAUAAUCGCCAGUGUUGCCUUGAAACCACUGAUCAAAACCUUAUGUCCACAUCUUGCUGUUCUCAUUGUCUGCACUUUACACUUGAGGCCUGAGCAUAAUCAUCAUUUCAGUUCAGAUAGCACGUGAAGGAAUAGCCGAAGGAGGUCCAACUGCACUCCAGGAAGUGCACCUGUUUGGGUGCAUCAGAGCAGGGCAAACCCUAAACACUAAUCUAUACCUUGGCCCUCCUGAUUUCACAUCACUCCUAUGUUUGGAAAGAGCUGCCCCUCAGGCAGAGCUGCCCUUCGGUUUUUUUUGUGGUGUUUUAUUCUGUUUUGUUUUGUUUUUAAGUCACGCAGUCUGUACACCUCGCACUCUUCUUUCAGGGAAAUGGAACUGCUGACUUAUUUCUGUGUGCCAGACUUGCCAAGGAAUCAAAUGACUGCAAAUAGCUUUUAUAUAAUAGCAGUAUUAAAUCAUACAGAGAACUUUUAAAAAGUAUUUUGGGGUGUUUAAGUAUGUUGGGUUUUUUUGGUUUUUUUUUGUGCACCAGUGUAUCUUCCUUUGGUUUGUCAUGUUUUUAAUUAUGCUUUCAUUCAUUUGAAACACAGUAUCAGUCAGCAUAAGCUGUAGUGGGUGGAAACUGUUGAAGCCAAGCUCUGGGAUGGAAGAGCAUCAUGGGAGAUUUUCAGUGUCAUGUGGUCAAAUAUGCAUUCUGUGUUUAUUAUCACAAGGUUAUAGUCAACACUGAAAAAAUGGAGUUAUCUAAAUAUAGCAGGGUUAUGAUCAUUGCUGUUAUACAUUUUGUAAUAAUUCAUUGUUUGUACUGACAUUAAACAUUUCAGACAUUUAGUUUACAAAGUAAUAAACGUUCUCAAAAUUUGUAGCUGCCAAAUGACAGUUGUCUCUUUCUGAAGUGCUGGAUUUUUGCUGUCUGUUAUCCAGAUGCUUUUAAAAACACCAUGAUGUCUAUUCUGAAUAAAUAUAUUUUCCAUAUCCCAAGCGUA